Molecule: messenger RNA, 572 nt
Organism: Acanthaster planci (crown-of-thorns starfish)
Lineage: Eukaryota; Metazoa; Echinodermata; Asteroidea; Valvatida; Acanthasteridae
Source: RefSeq, a predicted model, not a curated record
UGCGAUAUAAGGCCUAUAUAUAAGAUUGUCUGAGCACAUUAAUCGCACACGAGUUUAUUUCACGUUCCGCGAAGGAGAUACUGAAGUUUUUUCCGGAGCACACAAGCCUAGAACCAUCAACAUGGGUGACAAACCAGACGUUUCAGAAGUUGAAACAUUUGACAAGUCAAAAUUGAAGAAGACAGCGACUCAGGAGAAGAACCCACUUCCGACCAAAGAAACAAUCGAACAAGAAAAGCAGGUGCUGUACUGUCGUGAGAUACAAUGCAAACCGUUGGCAUUUGUGGGAAAUGUGACCCUGAUUCCUGGACAAACUAGCACUUGUGCCAUCUUGGCAAAACCAGUUUCAAAAUCUACAAAGGAUCUGGACAGAAUCAUCAAAAUGGGCGACAAACCAGACGUAUCUGAAGUCACAUCAUUUGACAAAACAAAACUCAAGAAAACGGAAACUGAGGAGAAGAACACGCUCCCUAGCAAAGAAACAAUUGCUCAAGAAAAGAAGAACUAACAUGACAGUCUCCAUGGACUUGUACUUAGCACUUGUAGUUGGCAAAUUAAUUUCUACAUUGUUC